GCCCACCGCUACGUAGCAAGCCUCAAGUGGCGAGCCAAUGAGAGGCACUUCGCUAAUGUAUGUAGAGGGGCUGAAUAAGCGAAAGACAAGCGGUCAAAGGGGAGAGAGUAGAGGACCACUUUGGACCCACAAGGAUUGUUGUUUUCCCCGUGCACUGUUUGUUUGCUCUCCCGUGCGCACAAGGACUGCUUAAGGGCACUCGGGACUUCGCUCGGCUUGUUGGUGGAGAUCCGCUAGGGAACGCAUCGGGGGAUCGCUGAGCUCAGAAUCACUGCCAUGGAGUGAGGCGCUGCAGAAACUCUCCUACGCUUAUGGACAAGUUUUCUUUUGCUGUGAGCUUUACUUUGAGCUGCUGUUUUAGUUCCCAUCCCAAUCAUGUACGGAUAACGGACAGUUCGCUCAAGAAUCCGGCUCAAAUGGAUCAGCACUGACGGGUGUAUGGAGCCCGGAUUACGCAGUGCCAGCCUGUUGAACGCCUACACACGGGCCUAUCACACACCAUCUGCCUCGGAAUAAUAACAUUAUAUAAUAUUCUCCAGCGAAGACACUAUCCAUGGAAGUGGUGUAGAAGUUUUACACAUGACACUGCUGUGAGUUUUAUCCUUUUUUUUUUUCUUUGCAGCCAAAAUAAUGGCAAACUGGUACAAUGGUGCACUGGUACAGAGCGUCUGUAGAACUGUUCGGCCUUUUGGCUACUUGAUUUUGCUUUUUGGCUAUUUAUCCUUGGCUUCGCCGUCCCAUGGUCGGCGAUUGAUAUGCUGGCAAGCCAUCAUGAACUGCCAAAGCGAGGCCGAAUGCAACUAUGCAUUUGAACACUACAAUCACGCGUGUCACCCAGUGUUGAGUGGGGAGACGAAGAAGUGUCCCAGCCACUGCAUUGCCUCGCUUAUCCAGCUCAACUUGACUAAAAACGGGCCGGCUCUGGAGGACUGCAGCUGCGGCCGCGAUUCGAUAUGCGCAAACGCCAAACGGGCCAUAGAGCCCUGCUUGCCAAGGACUACCAGCACAGGUUGCACGGAAGCCCGGCAAAAGUGCGAGAGAGACCCUCAGUGCAGCUCCGCAAUGCACGAUUAUUUGAACCACUGCGGGAAACUUUUCAGCGGGGCAGUCUGCACAAACGCCUGCCUUAAUGUGAUCGCGAACAUGCGUAAAAUACCGAAGGGUCAGCUGCUGGAAACUUGUGUGUGUGAUGGCACAGAAAGGGCCAUCUGUGAGUUUGUCAAGAACAGCAUGAAUUUGCUGUGCUUCGACAGGUCUGCCAGGUAUGAGGCCAGUGGCUCCGACGAAGAUGACGAAGACGACUAUGUGUACGAGGACGAGCCAGAGAGCGGAGCGUUUCUCCCAGCGGCCCAGUAUGUUUUGAUCCUGCUGGCAUCCAUGUUGGCUCUGUUACCCCUCUUUUAAUCCCUGGUUUCAUAAACUGCCCCGUCUAUUGUCCGGAUAAAAGGAAAUCUAAACUUUAGUCGCCCCUUGACCUGCUUCUAUUGUGAAAGUGUAGAGUCUCAAAGAUUAAAGGGGACUGCUUUGGGCGCAAGCAAACCUUCUUUGAAAUGAGUUUUAGACUCUGAAGGAUAACAAAUCGGGAUAUUUCUAUGCAAAUGAGACCAGAAAGAUAUCUGAACAGUCCUCUGAUCAAACCACACCACUUACGACUCUGCAGAUGCGGUGUGUUUGCGUGAUAAGCUAAAUAGAACUGUCUGCUUUCUCUGUCGGACUCUGAUAGUAAAGUUGUCACAAAAGAGGAAAGAGUUGGCUUGUUUUGGUAACAGUAUAAUGGUAUCAGUAUAAUCAGUAUAUGCUUUGCACUGCCAUUUAAAAAAGUAUGAACUUUUUUUUUAGGACAGGCCAUUGCCCUUUGGCAUCAGGCUGAUUCAUGUGAUUUGUAUUUAAUGUUGGAAUCUAUUGUAAAUAGAUUAGGUGUUAAAGUGAAACUGUAGCCUAAUUUAUUACAUGCCACCUAGUUACAUCCAAAUCACCACCAUGUGAAUAAAGACAGAGAAUUCCAGCUUUAAAGGGAAGUUGUUUUUUUUUUUUGACUGAAAAUAGUGUACAUUGUAUAUAUGUGUAUAGCCUAUAUAGAUUUUUUUUUCAGAGAAUCUUCUAUGGUUUAGGUUAUGAGAUGAUUUAUUCACUGUUUAUAGCCCAGAGAAAGAAAUGUCUAAAUCCACUGUAUGACUGCCUUAAUAAUAUACCUUUAUAGAAAGGCAUAAAGGAAACUUGAAGAUAUCAUUCUUGACUGUGAGUUAUUUGUUAAUUUUGCAACAUUACUUCCUAUACAGUACUGUGCCUUAAACGUUGAUAAAAAAGUGACAUAGUUUUUAAUGAGUCAGACAACCUUUAUAACACAAUCCUUUGGUCAGUUUGAGCUUGACCAGUAACAGUGUUACUUUGCUAUAUGACCCAAAAUCCAUUAAAAAAAGAGAAAAGCA
Molecule: messenger RNA, 2429 nt
Organism: Archocentrus centrarchus (flier cichlid)
Lineage: Eukaryota; Metazoa; Chordata; Actinopteri; Cichliformes; Cichlidae
Gene: gas1a
Product: growth arrest-specific 1a
Exons: 1
Coding region: 631-1404 (257 amino acids)
Biological process (GO): regulation of cell cycle
Source: RefSeq, a predicted model, not a curated record